Molecule: messenger RNA, 621 nt
Organism: Ceutorhynchus assimilis (cabbage seed weevil)
Lineage: Eukaryota; Metazoa; Arthropoda; Insecta; Coleoptera; Curculionidae
Source: the annotation of a GenBank genome assembly
AUGAACAAUUUAAUAAAAAUUUACUUAAAACUAAAACCCCAAAUUCAAUUUCACAGACUAUUUAGCCAACAACAUACCCUAGACGUGAACACAAACGUAGUAAAAGACGUGAUAUUGUACAAAUCUAAUAACGAAAAAUCCUUUAAAGUAAUUAACUUUUUUGGUAUAGUCCAGUUUGGAUUCUGGAAUUAUUUGGCAUUAACUGCCUAUCAAACCUUAAAAGAUGUUCCAGUGGAUAAAAGUAGCGACGAUGUUUGGUGGCGUAGAAUCAAUUUUGGAGAGUCAAAGUGGAAGAACAGUUUUACAAUUGUAUCAUUUUUGAUAGGUUGGGGUAUUCUUUCAGUAAGUUGGAUCUACACUCUUAGAGCAGUAAAAUAUCUGAUCCUGAGAAAAGGUGGAAAAGAAGCCACAAUUGUCACUUAUGGACCUUUUGGCAAAAACCGAAUGUUCACUUUAGAUGUGAACAACAUCAGUGCCACCCAAGCCAGAUCCGCAUCAGUAGCAUUUCUUCCUUUGAAAGUCAAAAACCAUAAAUUCCAUUACAUGGUUGAUAUGCAGGGAGAGUUUAGGAAUCCUGUUUUAUUUGAUCACACUGCAGGAUUAAAACGAACGUGGCAAUAG